Molecule: messenger RNA, 2667 nt
Organism: Exophiala aquamarina CBS 119918
Lineage: Eukaryota; Fungi; Ascomycota; Eurotiomycetes; Chaetothyriales; Herpotrichiellaceae
Product: serine/threonine protein kinase
Exons: 5
Biological process (GO): peptidyl-threonine phosphorylation; peptidyl-serine phosphorylation
Molecular function (GO): protein serine/threonine kinase activity; ATP binding
Source: RefSeq, a predicted model, not a curated record
UUUGUGCCAAAAGAUGAGCUGUCGGAUUUCUUGAAGACCCCGGGAAAGCUAGAGGCGCUUUUGGAGAGUGCCUGUCAUAAACGCUUCACGCGCGCUGAUAUAGCUGCAGUUGAGGAACGCCUCCUAAUACUCUCAAUCCUGGUGUUGAUCGAUCGAGGGUAUCUAAUUGACUACUGUAUCAAGGUUCCCUCUCUUGUUGAUGCCAGACUGCCUCUCGAGAGAGCACCAGACAGCUUUUCGGCAGAUCUAUUUCAGCGAUUCGAUGAAGAACAGUGGGCAUUUUGUGCAUAUGAGUUCAAGGAUGGUCCUAGUGACGUACAGAUUCUCAACGACAUCAUCUUUCCGAUUUCUCCACGAGAGGAAAAAGGCUCUGGGAGGACGUCGACUACCUGGCUGGUGGAUAUUCACCCAUGGUAUUGUUUUUGCGCUAAGAAUGGAGAUGAUGACGACGAUGACGACGACGACGACGACGACGAGUAUAUAGUAAAAACAUAUAAUGCAAAGACGUCCUUAUCGGAAAGGUCCUAUCGCAAUGAGCUCAACGCUUUUGAAACUUUGAGAGUGAAUGAGGAUGCUGGGAAACACAUUGUCAAGUUUUAUGGCAGUUUUACUCAAGAUGGGUCCCACAACGUCAUCCUCGAAUAUGCGGACCAAGGUACACUGGCCGACUAUUAUAAAAAUGUUGAAGGCCCAAGGGAGCAAACCGAUACAACCGAUUUCUGGGAACGUAUGUUCAAUCUAGCGAGAGGCCUUCGUCAAAUCCACGACGUCGGGCACCGGCAUGGCGAGCAUGACGAUGGCUUCCAUGGAGUCCACCAGGACAUAAAACCUUCGAAUAUCCUCGUUUUCAGCAAUGGAGAAAAGUCACCCUACCGCUACACCUUCAAACUUGCCGAUCUUGGUCAUAGUCACUUUGGGUUACACGACGAAUCUGGGUCCGAGGUAAAUCAUAAAGUUGCUGUGGGAACUCGUACAUAUGGGCCCCCUAGUCACUAUGUGGAAAGACAGGUUAACUCCAAGUUUAUCAACGCCGAGAAAAAAGGAGACAUCUGGUCACUGGCUUGCGUUUUUAGCGAGGCUGCAGGCUGGGUGACCUAUGGCCUUCCAGCUAUCAAAGAAUAUCGCAAUCUGCGUACACAAUCUAUCGCUAGAAUCUCAGAUUUCCAGGACAGCGACUGUUUUCAUACUGGGAGCAGUGUUCUCCCGGAAAUUGAAGCGUGGCAUACAAAGCUGACAGGAUUGUGCAGAGCAAGCGAUCGAGUUACGCCCAAUAUUUGGCGAAUAUUGCUACAAGAUUGCUUCAAAGCGCACGAACUCCGUUUUUCGGCAGAUCAGUUUCUAGGACGGACAUUCGAUUUGCUGGUGAUGCAGAGAAAAAUAACGGCAUCUGAAAUCUACACCAGUGCCUACAGCCCCAAACAAAGGUCUCAGGCUCCACCACGGCCCAAAAGAGCCCACACUCACGAUCCAUCCGCCGACACUAUCACCACACAUCGCCCUCAUGAUAGUAGUAGCGGAGCGAGCUCCAACGACAUGUCCUUCUUGCAGCCCCUUCGCAAGUCAGGUGAAGCCUUUGACACAUGUGCGACUCCUACGACACCACCAGCAAGCUUAAUAGGUCCGAAUGCUAACGCAGGUCCAUCUCACACCCAAGCCGACGUUGGAACCACCGCGUAUGGUAGCCCUCGAGGAACAGACCUUUCGCCCAGUCCUCCUCAGGUCUCUGAUAAGGCCUAUCCAGGCUUGACAACAAACGUACCAGGUGGGGAAUUGCCUUUCAACAACAGCCCUAGUGCGCGUCAAACACGCGAUUCAGGCUGUGGCAUACCAGGUAUUGCGGAAUCGGAGCCCGAUGUCAUGAGGAAUAUGUCACAGCCCAGCACAGAAGGAAAAUUUGAAGCCGAAAAGUCCCCCCAGCGACAAUGCCCAGUUCAUGACACACCUGGAUCAAAGGUGCCCACAAUUUCGGUUGCCGAAGUUGAGCGGUGGAUGUCUGGUAGAAAAUUACGGCGAUUAAGAAGGGAAUCUGAGAAAUUGCCAAACGAGGAGUAUUUGAACCGCGUGAAAGGGCGAAACCACAUGAUUUUGGUCGAUGACGCUAUCUCCAUGAAGGACCGCUGGCCCGAAGUCAUUAAUUUCUUUUCAUCUUUCGCUUACCUCACCAAGACAGUGGAUGUUGAUGGUUCGAUUGACUUGUGCUUUACAGUUUCGAAUGAGAAAUGCUGCAGCAAAAAAUCAUCCUUGUUACUUUCCAAGGUUACAGAAAGAGGUUCACAUCUGAGUGCGACAUCUAAUCCUGAGAGUGUAUGUGACAGAAUUCUCUACGAAUGGAAGAAGAAGGCGAAUCCGAGUAAGCUUGUAAGCUGGAUUAACAACCCCACGCUUCCUCCUGUCACCCUUUACAUUCUCACUGAUGGAGUCUGGGAAAAUCGCAGCGAUCUUAGCAGCUUCGUCAAGGAUGUUGUCGGUUUUAUGAACCAAAAGGAUCUACCGCGCAAACAUAUCGGCGUUCAAUUCGUUCAGUUUGGGAAUGACAAACGCGGGACAGCUCGCUUAGCGCACCUGGACUCGGGAUUGAACUUGGAUAAAGAUAUUGUUGACACUGAGCCCAGCGACGGCAACAUCUUGAAAGUUUUACUCGGCCCAGUCGAUGAUACCUUCGAUAAC